Molecule: messenger RNA, 2901 nt
Organism: Onychomys torridus (southern grasshopper mouse)
Lineage: Eukaryota; Metazoa; Chordata; Mammalia; Rodentia; Cricetidae
Gene: Ldlrad3
Product: low density lipoprotein receptor class A domain containing 3
Exons: 7
Coding region: 50-1093 (347 amino acids)
Biological process (GO): receptor-mediated endocytosis
Cellular component (GO): plasma membrane
Molecular function (GO): protein binding
Source: RefSeq, a predicted model, not a curated record
GAGGCCGCGGGGCAGCGACGUCGCUGGGCAGCGGAGCGGCGGCCGCGCCAUGUGGCUGCUGUGGCCGCUGUGCCUGCUGCUGAGCAGCACCGCGGAGAGCCAGCUGCUCCCUGGGAACAACUUCACCAACGAGUGCAACAUCCCAGGGAACUUCAUGUGCAGCAACGGCCGGUGCAUUCCAGGUGCCUGGCAGUGUGACGGGCUGCCUGACUGCUUCGACAAGAGUGAUGAGAAGGAAUGCCGUGAGUGGCCGCCUGUGGUUGUGGGCAGGGCCAAAGCGAAGUCAAAAUGUGGCCCCACCUUCUUCCCCUGUGCCAGCGGCAUCCACUGCAUCAUCGGCCGCUUCCGCUGCAAUGGCUUUGAAGACUGUCCUGAUGGCAGCGACGAGGAGAACUGCACAGCAAACCCACUGCUCUGCUCCACCGCCCGCUACCACUGCAGGAAUGGGCUGUGCAUUGACAAGAGCUUCAUCUGCGAUGGACAGAAUAACUGUCAAGACAACAGUGAUGAGGAGAGCUGCGAGAGUUCUCUAGAACCAGGCAGUGGGCAGGUGUUCGUGACCUCGGAGAACCAGCUCGUGUACUACCCCAGUAUCACAUACGCCAUCAUCGGCAGCUCUGUCAUCUUUGUGCUAGUGGUGGCCCUGUUGGCACUGGUCCUACAUCAUCAGCGAAAACGAAACAACCUCAUGACUCUACCUGUGCACCGGCUGCAGCAUCCUGUACUGCUCUCUCGCCUGGUAGUCCUGGACCACCCCCAUCACUGUAACGUCACCUACAACGUCAAUAAUGGUGUUCAGUAUGUGGCUAGCCAGGCUGAACAAAAUGCGUCAGAAGUAGGCUCUCCACCCUCCUACUCAGAGGCCCUGCUGGACCAAAGACCUGCGUGGUAUGACCUUCCUCCUCCACCCUAUUCAUCUGACACCGAGUCUCUGAACCAAGCUGACCUGCCUCCUUAUCGCUCACGGUCAGGUAGUGCCUACAGUGUCAGUGCUGACAGCAGCCACAGCCCAGAGCAGCCUGGCCCUCCAGAGGGCCCUGCUGAGCCCAGAGACUCUGUGCACAUUGAGGGCACUGAAGAAGUAGAAAACUAAAGUGAUUCCAAAGUCCAUGUGGGUAGAUCUGCUCCACCUUGUUGAAUUCUGACAGCCUGUGCUCAUGAGACGCUCUUUGAGCUCCCUUUGAGGAUGUCUCAAGUUGAAGUUUGGGGUGCUGAUUGCUCUCCAUCACCAUCUCUUCCUCCAGAUUUCAGGGAUGUUCUUUGUAAUGACCUGGCACUCCUCUGCCCUCUUAGUUGACAUGAUGUGUUGUCAUCUUCCACGAGGUCACUGUUCCUUCAGGGCCUGUGAUUAGAGCCUCCUGCUUCAGAUGACUGUGCUACUAUUGGUCCACCCAGUAGAUUUGUGCCUGGGCAGGCAGCAGGAUGAAGCCAUAUGUAAGUGUCUUUGGUGGGUUAUGGGGCCAUGUUGCUCAUUUGGGUGAGAAGACACCAAAAGGCCAUCAUCAGAGGGUGCUCCAGAAUUGUCCAGGGGAACAUCAAAUCCCCCCCUUACACUGUCCUGUUCAUCGUUCUUACCGCAGCUGAGGCCAAAGAAUAAUUCUGAUAUGAACAACAGCUUUUGGCUCUCAGCUCUCUCGUUUGGUUUUGUGAUAGAUUCUGCCUGGCCUUAUAAAUUUGUCUAAGAAUCCUAAUUUUGAGAGCUUUUGCUAGAAGUGCAGAUCUUCAGCAUCAUCCUUGAAAAAGUAGGAAAACCCUGCCACUGUUGAAAACCCUCAACUCCUAAUGUGUAGGUUACCAGAGCCUGGGUCUGCCUUGACCUCAUGGUCCUUUUCCUGGCUUCUGGAUUGUCCCCUUCCAAGAUGACUUGGCAUAGCUAAGGAUGAGGACCCAAAUUAAGUUGGCCAAAACCGUGAUCAAGCCCUUCACUCCAAUAAAACAGGCCCAGUCUGACGUACUCAUACAUGCAGCUCCAGGCUCCUAAGUUCCCUAAACACCUGGGAGUCUAUUUCCCAUGUGCAUUUGGACUUAAGGACACUCCUAGAAGUCUUAACUUAGGUGAGAACCACAUUCAAUACCACCUGUGAGAACUCUCAGGUCACUGUACUGCACACACAGACCCAGGAACGGUGCACCAAGUCGGAGUUAGGAUAGAAUGAGGGUCAGGUCCAACCAAACAUCCUGGCAGUUUCUCCUAUGAGAGAAGUGGGCAAUAGAUAACUUGGAGUCAAGAUUUCCCAUUGGAUUUUUUAAAGUCUCUUAGAAAUGCAUUUGAAACGGUGUGUUUGUUUUUUUCCCUUCUAGUUAAGGGACUAUUUAUAUGUGUAUAGGAAAGUUAUCUGUUUGAUUUUGUUUUUGUUUCUCUUUUGGCGAGGUCCAAAGAAAGAUGCAAAAAGAAAUGCUGCCUUUCCCCAGCCCCAUCCCAUAGUGUCACCUCAGACUCACCUACAUGCCCAGCAUUUACAUUGGGGCAUUUUGGAGUCACUAUUUAUCGAGUUCUUGAAAAAUGCAGAGGGACAAGUCCCCAUCCAUUGUCUGUAUGUUUAAACUACCUUUCCGCUCUCUUGAUGCCUAGCCAGCCCUAGUGCAUGACACCACCACCCACCCCCACCAACCAGGCAAUAAUGGGUAAACCAUACUAGCCAGGGACAAAACUGGAACCAGGUGAUGCCACCUCAGGCAGCUGCCACCCAUUCAAAGCCUUUUCCACAGCUGACGAAACUCUCAAUAACCUGUUCGAUGCUAAUUAAAAUGGAGCCUGCAGGAAGCAGGGACAAAGUGGCCUUCAAUGAUGCUGUUCCGUUGACUUUCCUUUUUAAAUAAAUCCAAACUAGACAGCUGGAAAGCUAGCCUCUUGGGGUUUUGUUUGUUUGUUUGUUUUUGUUUUGCUUAAAUAAGCCUAGC